ACCACGCCCAAGGGUCCCUGUCACAAUGUCACACAGUCGGCCUACAGCCCCCAGACUUCCUCGUUCGCGAGCGCAAAGACUACAUACGUUUAAGGCUUCACAUAUUAGACUGUUUCAACACAAACUGUCACUACAAUACGCACUUUGCAGACUAGAAUGUCGGCAUGUUCACUUGUCGGCGACGAAAGGCACUCCGCCCAGUCCGCAAUGUGCGUAUGCAUGACAAUUAGCUAAGAGGUGACCACAGCGCCACUUGGCUUGCGUCCUGGGCGUGCCAGGCCGUGCGGGCCCGAAACAAUCGUUACCCCCUGUCCGGGGAUCGUCACCCCCGUUUUUGGAUCGUUAUCACCAUUUGGGUGCCAUAGGGCAGUCGACGCCUGCUGCACAUGGGCAGCCAGGGGCACCGGCGUCCUUCACGUUGCACAAUAGCAGUAGCGGCGAGCGCGGCCGGCGCGGACGAGGGAGCCCCAAUUGAUACCAUCACGGCCAUCGAGGAGGCCGCCAAGAAUGAAGCAAAAGAGCGGGUGUCGCAGGCGGAAGAGCUGGUGGCCGAGGCGAAGGAGGCCGCCGAGAAGAAGGGGACCCUGAAGGAUACCAUCACAGCCCUCAAGCUGCUGGAAAUCGCGCAGCUGGUCAAGGAGGCCAACAAGGCCAAGCAGAAGGCCGAGGAGGCCAAGCAGAAGGCCGAGGAGGCCAAGCAGAAGGCCGAGGAGAAGGCCAAGGAGGCGAAGAAGGCCCAGCUCGCCGCCGAGGACAUUACCGGCCUCCAUGGAAUCUUUUGGUUGGUCGUGCUGGUCGGACUCAUUAUGUGGCCGAGUCGCCGGCAGGAGAGCAGCUUCCAGGCCCAGCCCCCUGGGGUCACCUAUGUUUUUGUGUCUGAAGCCACUUAUUACAAUUAUGUUCGUUUGCCUCAAGCCGGUCGGCCAUCUCCAAUUGCGGAAGACAUGCUGUAAAGCCUAGCGUUUCUUGAAAUGUAAAAUAUACACAGGCAUGAAGAAGUUAUCUCCAUGAUAACCCACGGUGAGACAUUAGGUGAAUUGUCUGUUGCUUCUGUGUAUACAUUUGCAAGCUUACAAUUUUAGAGCCUAGGCAUUCCAGAGCCAAGACUCAGUGGCGCAGUGGGCCUGGCUGUGUUGUGCACCUGUGAUUAUUGCACUAUGCCCAAUGCAAUGAAUCAAAGAGGCAGUGGUUGAUUGGCAAGGUAGCGAGCUGAUUAAGCUGAUCAAUGGGUUGCUUGCCCUAGUUCUGGUGUUUCAACUAGGUCUUCUGGGAGUACUGGGAGCGCCUGUUUGGGCUGUGGGCCACUGCUUCGUAUCCUGGCAUAUUGUGUGGCCAGACAUUUAGAGCAUUGAGCUUUGGAUUUGACAAAGUGAGCUGUGACUUAAUUAACCAAAAUAACCAUGUAGGCAAUGUGUGGACCUAGGCAGUGGGGACCGUUCAUGUGGCUGCCUAGGUCAACACAUUGCGGACCAGGUUAUCAAUCCUCAAGUUUGUUAAGAACAAAUAUGUGCAAGCUUUGAGGUCUAGGAGGUCAAGGGCUUAGCUGUACAUUGCAUGCAUCUUUGAGACUUAAGCACAUGAUGGCACAUACAAGAGAUGAACAGAGAGAGAAGGAAGGAGGUAGUGGACAUGUGUGUGGACAUGUGUGUGCAGGCUAUGGGUGUCUGCCACCCACCCUGUUCACUGCCUUCUGGAAAGGGAGGGCUUACAUUUGCCCAGGUUGCUUGGGGGAAGGUGGGUGUUCAUAAUUGUGCAACUAGUAGGCAGUCAGAUGGAGGCAGUUAGACUUAGGGACACAUUAAAUAGGUGGCAGCAUUGCACUACUGGUCCAACACAACAUUGUUACAUUUGCAUAUGGAUUUUAGAUCUAUGGCCAAAAUGUUGAUGGAUUCAGGGGUGGCCCACAGGGGGGGCAUCAUGCCAAGGGGUCUGAACAUGUUCCCCUCACGCAUGCACAUGCGGCAAUUGUGAAACAUGAUCAUUGAAAUGCGUGAACACACAUGUGUUUGAUUGCGGAAGCACAUGUGUGCACACGUUCCAUUUUCUGAUGUUAAAUGCAUUGUGCCAACGGACCCUGCUGUAGCUCCAAUACGAGGCUCAAUCUGUUGUUUAGCAGCCACAAAGUCCUUCAAUGUGCAACUUAGUGUUGUGCUGUGUUAUCCUUUCAGGAAAAGGACUAGCUAGCAGAUGACAGACCACCAUUUCCGCAACACGGCACUACACUUAGGCUCAAAGCAAGCCAUUGGAGACUAGUUAUGAUCUAGAGUC
Messenger RNA from Chlamydomonas reinhardtii, 2268 nucleotides. RefSeq lists its product as uncharacterized. Bases 387 to 953 code for a protein of 188 amino acids. NCBI's taxonomy places the organism in Eukaryota, Viridiplantae, Chlorophyta, Chlorophyceae, Chlamydomonadales, Chlamydomonadaceae. The transcript has 5 exons. The record is from RefSeq and is a predicted model, not a curated record.